Passer domesticus (house sparrow) is the source of this 570-nucleotide messenger RNA. RefSeq names its product mitochondrial ribosomal protein L34 (gene MRPL34). Gene Ontology annotation, molecular function: structural constituent of ribosome. Gene Ontology annotation, cellular component: mitochondrial large ribosomal subunit; ribosome. The record is from RefSeq and is a predicted model, not a curated record. Lineage: Eukaryota; Metazoa; Chordata; Aves; Passeriformes; Passeridae. Gene Ontology annotation, biological process: translation.
AUGGGAAACGGCGUUGUUGUGGGGAGCAAAAUGGCGGCGCUGUGCCCGCUGUGGGCGCGGGCCGGGAGCCGCAGCUUUUCCCUGCUGCGAGGUUUUCCCUUCCCGCUGCUCUCGAGCGCUCUGGAGCCGCUCCCCGCGCCUUCCAACGCCGCCGUUCUCUGCCGCGUCCCGCUCCCAGCGUGGAAUUUCAGACAAAUCCGUGGAAAAUCCCGGGGGAACGAGUACCAGCCCAACAACUGGAAGCGGAAGAAGACGCACGGCUGGAUCAAACGGAUCAGAACUCCCGGCGGGGUCGCCGUGAUCCUGCGGCGGAUGCUGAAGGGGAGGAAAUCCCUGAGCCACUGAGGGAGCCCCGGGAAUUCUCCGGGAAUUCCUCUCCGGGGUGAGCCCGCCGGGGCCUGGAGGGGGUGCCCAGCCCUGCUGGCCCUGUCACUCCGUGCUUCUGAGGGCUUUGGGGCGCGGCUGCUGCUUCGGUUGUUAAAUUAUCCUCGCCUUUUCCACGCAUUUAUUCCGAAGUUUUUUUUUUGUUGUUGUUUGUUUAUAAACGUGGGAAUGCGGAGUAUGUUGAAA